UCACUUUAUUCUAUUUUUUGAACUCAUCGAGUCAACAUCGAUUUCGCCAAAAAAAAAUCCGAUUUUAUCCUGAGAGUGUGUUAUUAUACGGUCUUACAGUUUUUCUUGUAUUAUAUUAUAUUAGUGACAUUAUUCAGUUUUUUUGGUGGUGUUCAUAUCAUUCAUGCCCGUUUCGUUUUGUAUGCAGUGGCAGCAUCAUCGGCAGCAAAAAACCAACAAAUCAAAAUAAUAAUAUAUAUAUAUAUAAAAAUUCGCACAUAUCAAAUCCAUUUAAUAUUUUUGUUCGAUUUAUAAACGUGUGUCUUUUUACUCUACCUCGUGUUGGUUGUGGAACGAAAAGAAUCCGAAUUGAGUUAGACGUCCGCGUGCGCGUUUUUUUUUAUAUAUGAUUUUAUUUUAUUUCCCUUCAAUCGACACACACACACAAACACAUACAUACAUAUCAUCUCACACGAUUUACCGUAUUUUCGUGCAUUUUCAUAUUGUAUCGUGAAUGUGUUAUUGACUGGCUGAAUGUUGUGUAUGAAAAAGCAAAAAAAAUAUAAAUAAAUAAAGAAUAUAUUUGGGACAAUUGAUCAAAUUCGAAUUGCGACAACGACUCCAGCAACGACGAAAAUUACCGCGCAUUCCAUCAUUUAAGUAGCGGAUGAUUUGAAUUUUUUUUUUUCACUUUUCAAUUUUAUUGUAUGUGUUUCGCGCGCUCGCUGUUUUUAUUCAUUGCAUAUAUAGUACGUGGCGACGAGUUUGAAAAAGAGAACGAAAGUGUUUUUCAAAUAUUUUGUGUGUAAGGCCUCUCAACAGGCCCCCUCACUUCACGCGUGUAGUAAAAAACAUACAAUAUAUCUGAGCGCGUAUUUUUCAUUUGUCGUUUUUGGCCAUUAAACAUUGAACAUGCUACCGUACGCUGACAACUCGUAUCAACCGGAACGCAUUUCCAUUUGCGAUGAAAAAUCGCUAGCAAUGUGGGACUAUUACAACGGAAUUGUAAAUAAAUACGAUUUAUUCGGCAACCUGAACAACCACAACAGUAGUAGCACCAGUCCCACGAUUAAUAUUAACAAUGCCAACAAUGCCGUUUCUGUAGCCGCCAUCAACAACAAUAACAAUAACAAUGUUUUGAAUAACAAUAACUUGAAUGGUUCACCGGAAGGGCUGUGCACGAAUCGCUGCGAACAACCGGAUCCAGACUUUAUAAAAAUGUUUGUUGGCCAGGUGCCGAAAUCAAUGGACGAGGAUCAAUUACGUGAAAUGUUCGAGGAAUUUGGUCGUGUGCAUUCGAUAAACGUGCUACGUGACAAAGUAACUGGUGUCAGUAAAGGGUGUUGUUUUGUGACGUUCUUUACUCGAAAGGCAGCUCUAAAUGCACAAGAUGCACUGCACAAUGUUAAAACACUGGCCGGGAUGCAUCAUCCAAUUCAAAUGAAGCCAGCCGAUAGCGAAAACAGAAAUGAGCGUAAACUGUUCGUUGGUAUGCUGAAUAAAAAAUUGAACGAGGCCGAUGUUCGCAAAUUGUUCGAGAAACAUGGCCCGAUUGAAGAAUGCACGGUCUUACGUGAUCAAAAUGCACAAAGCAAAGGAUGUGCAUUCGUAACGUUCUCAUCGAAGCAGGCAGCUAUUGGCGCGAUUAAGGGUUUACAUCAGUCGCAUACAAUGGAUGGUUGUUCGGCACCGAUCGUUGUCAAAUUUGCCGAUACACAAAAAGAAAAAGAACAAAAAAAGAUGCAGCAAAUGCAAGCAAAUUUAUGGAAUUUGGCUGCAGCCAAUAUGAAUAUUGGUACGACAACAGCACCAUCCACACCAUCAAUACUACCGAAUCCGCCACAACAAUCCAGUCCAAUUUUAGCUGCAACCGAAUCAAUAACACCGGCAUCAUUGCAUCUACUACAACAAUUGCAGGCAGUUGGUUUGCAACAACAAAUUCUACAAGGUUUAAAUACACAAUCGGCUGAAUCAACCGCAGCAGCUGCAGCCGCUGGACUCUUACCACCGAUGAACAUACAAAGUUUAGCAGCUUUAGCAGCAAUGACUCAACCAUCAAUUCCGGCCGCUACCACCGCACAACCCAGUGCACCACUCACAAAUGCAGCAACGCUAUUAUGUCUGCUAGGAAAAACGGCGAACACAGGGACCGAUCCAAAUUUGGCAGCCGCAUACGUAUCAGCCGGUCUGCCACAAUUUGCAACAUCAGCAUUGUCAACGUCUGCACUCGGUAAUGUUUCUCUACAAUCUACCGCUGGCAAUGCACUCGUUGGCAAACAAAUAGAAGAUGCUGCAAAUCUUUUUAUUUAUCAUUUGCCACAAGAGUUCACCGAUACGGAUUUGGCAUCGACAUUUUUGCCAUUUGGCACAGUGAUUUCGGCCAAAGUGUUCAUCGACAAACAAACGAAUUUGUCCAAAUGUUUUGGUUUUGUUUCAUAUGAUAAUCACGAAUCGGCACAGGCUGCUAUCAAAGCAAUGCAUGGUUUUCAAAUUGGAACGAAACGACUGAAAGUGCAAUUGAAAAAACCAAAAGAUGCCUCGAAGCCUUACUAAAUGAUGCGAAUUAUACGGUGAUGCUGAACAACGGAAAUUAAGAGCAGCGAAAGAUAGAGAGAGGAAGAGAGAAAGGAAGGAGGAAGAAAUCAACAACAUUAAUUUUUUUUUUUUCAAAA
Messenger RNA from Contarinia nasturtii (swede midge), 2651 nucleotides. Its product is annotated as CUGBP Elav-like family member 2. Gene Ontology annotation, cellular component: nucleus; cytoplasm; ribonucleoprotein complex. The transcript is spliced from 11 exons. Gene Ontology annotation, biological process: mRNA splice site recognition; regulation of alternative mRNA splicing, via spliceosome. The record is from RefSeq and is a predicted model, not a curated record. Bases 892 to 2532 code for a protein of 546 amino acids. Gene Ontology annotation, molecular function: mRNA 3'-UTR binding. NCBI's taxonomy places the organism in Eukaryota, Metazoa, Arthropoda, Insecta, Diptera, Cecidomyiidae.